Meira miltonrushii is the source of this 583-nucleotide messenger RNA. RefSeq lists its product as uncharacterized. NCBI's taxonomy places the organism in Eukaryota, Fungi, Basidiomycota, Exobasidiomycetes, Exobasidiales, Brachybasidiaceae. The transcript has 2 exons. The coding region runs from base 70 to 315 and encodes 81 amino acids. The record is from RefSeq and is a predicted model, not a curated record.
AGACAAUAGUAAGCGUCCUCGUUACCAUCAUCUUUUUUUCACAAUCGUAUUUAGAAAAGGUUGCCCAACAUGUCUCGUAUGCGUGCUUUGAUGAAGAACUGGUACUCCGUCGAGGUGUUGCCAAUUUACGUCAUCACAGCUGCAGCUUGCGGUGGUGCAGGCUGGUACCUUUACCGUCUCAGUACCCGUCCAGAAGUUGUAUGGAAUCACAAAGGAAACCCAUACCCAUGGCAAAGCAUUGAACAAGGUACAAAUACAAAGCUCAUGAACGUUAAUCAAAAGUUCGAAAAAGAAUACAAGCGGGACAGAUUUUAAGGAAUUACUUGUUUGCAGUGCCUCCUCUUUCAAUCCAUGCAAUUCACUUCUGAUUCGUUGUGUGAAGUUCUCAAGUCUCAUUUCGAUUCUCAACAACUGUGUAAAGGCGGAAGAGAUCAUACAGGAUAACAACUCCUUGUUGAUACCUUCACAGGUCUUUUUUCGUUGGAAGUGAUUGCUGGUCUGUACAAAUUUAAUACAUUGUUCUCUGCCAUCUUGACUAUCCAUAAGUGUGAUCCUGAGUACAGCGCCAUAUUUCUGAUUAUUG